This is a messenger RNA of Punica granatum (pomegranate), 1329 nucleotides long. NCBI's taxonomy places the organism in Eukaryota, Viridiplantae, Streptophyta, Magnoliopsida, Myrtales, Lythraceae. The record is from RefSeq and is a predicted model, not a curated record.
CGUUUCGUUUCUGCAAAAAAUCCGCGGGGUUGGGUGGAGGGCUGCGUGUCCUCAACUCAUCCAACGAACUGCUCAGAUUUCAGCCGAUCACGAGGGCAGUAGCCAGGCCAGUGGAGAGAAAAGGGGAAGACGACGAGUCAGUUCUGGUUCUGCCACUCACUUUGCUUCCUUCCUUCCAAGUUCCACCUCGCUGUCGCUGCUAGUAAGUAAUCUAGUCGGAGCUCUACAUUCUAUAUUCUGAUUCUAAUGCUACAAAAUGGAGCAACAAGGUACGCUGUGGGAUCAUCUGCCGCUGCUGGUGAGGGCCAAUUCCAAGGACUCCGUGGAGUGCAUUCUCCAGACCCUGUGGCGAACUCGACGGACCGGUCUCCUUGCUGCUGACAGGACUAUGAUCUGCAACAUGCUUCAGCUCGAAAAUGACUCCGAUCUCGAUCCUCUUUUGGUUUGUCUCCGCAUGCUGAUUCGACGCUGUGUCUAUGACAAAAUCGACAAGGAUGAAAUUCAGAGGCUAUUUCCCGAUGAGGUUUUACCUGAAAUACAACGAUUGUUGUCGCUUUUGCUGCACAAGUUCCAAAGUGAAUGGCGGGAAGAUGUGCUCAAGGAGCAGGCGACUUUGCCUCAAUUAAAGGCAAUGACAUGGAAUAUGGGCAGAAGCAAUACAAACUCGUCAGAGCCUGUAGCUGUUAUUAAUUUGAAGCUUCAAAAUGAGGUCAAAUUCCACUUUGGUGAAACCGAAUUGACAUUCCAAGUGUCCAAAGAUACCUUGGAAUCAACUCUACGGUCAAUGUAUUCCAUCCGAGAUCAGUUCUCUGAGGUGGUGUGUUUUAAAGGGGAGCAAUCAAACAGGCGUUUACCCCAGGAAAGUACCGUGUAGUUUUCUCAGAAGGACAAGGGGCCACCUUUCCCCGUAUAUUUUUGGGAGCACAGUACCAGUGCCUUCCUUUCUGUGCAUGUUGACAUCUCAAACCCUCUUGAAGGUGGGUGGACUGGGCCCUUUUCUGUAUAACUCUUCAGUCUUUGUUGCAUGAGACUACAGAAGCAUACGGACGCAGUCUUAAGCUCUACUUAAUACUGGGCGGUCAGAAAAUUCUAUUUUUAGUAUGUAUCUCUCUCAUAUUCUCCCUUGCUAUCCUUGUUUUGGCAAUGACUGAACUUUGCUUCUUGUCUUGGAGUGAAUUGAGUCAAUUGACUUCUGACAGACCAGCACUUAAAGAAAGUUAAAAUGAUUUGCCUUUAGGAACAUGUUUAAUUCUGAACUUUUUUCUGAUCAUCUAAUUGAUUUUUUGACAUUACUGAGAUUCAAUGAAUGUCAUUCGCUGCUGUCUAUAA